UCCAGACAUUCCAAAGGUCUGACGUCACACAUUCCUAAGGUCUGACGUCAGAGCAUUCCACAGGUGUUCUAUUUAUAGGUUGAAUAUGGUUAUUGUUGACUGAACAAUGAGGUUAUGAAUAAUAAAAAAGGUAUGCAGGUGUUGUAUUCUUUGAUCGUGUUUGACUUUUGUAACGAGGGUAUGGGGUCCACGAAUUGUUUAUUGGAGGGUAGGGGGGAAGAUAUUUCGCUUUAUAGGCAGGUGUGUAGAGGUUACAUUGAGUUCACGCCAAGUGUAGCUAUACCUGCAUUAAGGGACAAUGACCUCCGCCAUUAAGCUUGACAGGUGAUUUUGUCGAUUUUGUUCUAAGCCAAUAGUUUUAAUCUACAUAUUUGUGACAGGGUGUAGUUAAAUUUUGGUUUUAAGUUUCGAAAAUCUAGGUAUAAAAGGGGGGGUGAUUACCCGUUCAAAUGUAGAAUUGUUUUAUGAAGUUGAAAACAAGAGAUUAACAUCAUGAGUAUCGACUUGUAUCGAAAGGAUAUUGGAAAUGAUUAUUUGGUUGUAAAAUGUAUUUGGCAAGAAGAUGUGUGUUAUCACAUCAGACUGUAUGGUUACGGUUUUAAGAGUGAUAGAUAUCCAACACCCAAUGGUAUCAUGUUUUUCGAGCGGCAAUGGCAGGCAUUGAUGAACACUGCCUCAGAGAUAGAUGAGUAUUUACAAAAAAACAUUGUAAAGAAAUCAGUGCCUAUUGGUAAUGACGUGUACGUAACGAUCGACAACAAAUACCCUGGAGUCAACAUUCGUAAAUUUUGGUGGUGUGAAGAGGAACGAAUGCCAAAACCUACCCGAAAGGGUGUUCAUUUAAACGUGAAACAAUGGGAGGCAUUGAAAGUUAGCUUCAAAGAGUUGUGUGAAAAUAAUUUUACGGGUGAGGAACCACCCCUAGGUGUAGUAGGCUUAGCAAAGGCGGAGACUUGUGUAUAAUUUCUGUCCAACGUAUUUUUUAUUGGGCGGUCUGUGCGAACCAAUAAUAUAACGAGUUGUAUAUAUAUAUAUAAAUAGAUGCCUAACUAUUGAGUUAUCAUACGAAACAACAUGGCUUCACCCAAGAUAUCAGAUGUUUCAGUCGGUUUGACAUUGAGUUUAGGGGACAAUGAUAAUACAACCCCUGAAAUAUUACUGAAGGCUGGUUAUUUAGGGUUGAAGCGUAAAAUGGUUUUUAAGAUGACAUUAAAAGAAUGGAGUCGGGUUGUUGAUCGUUUCAAAAGAUAUUUAUCCUGUACAAAACCUACCAAAUUUGCCAUCAACAGUGAGUUAAGCUGUGAACUGGGAACCGCCCGCCAAAUGGUUCUGGAGAGAAAAAAUGGUAGACAAUUGGUGAUACCCGAAAAAACCUUUUCCGACCUAACAGGCGUGUCUCGAGUUACAAGAUCGUUCAAGCGCGGUCGUUAUCAUGUGUAUGGUUGUUCGCCUGCCAAGUCGGGUCUCGGGGUAAAGGAUUGGAGUUUGUUAAAAUCUGGACAGACGUGGCACAAUACUCCAGAGGAUUGUGUUUCUGCAGCAAACAAUGAAGGAUGGGACCAGCCUGAUUGCUACAGCACGGAAGUACGCGUAGAAGGGGUCUACGCCGAAAAUCAACUCAUUUUCCACGAGGAUCUUGUAGAUGCGGAGGAACACGUUACACACCUCGUACCGUGCACCAUGUGCUCAAAACCUAUGCAUGUCAAUGACGAUCAUUACUGUCCUGCCGAAAAUAUACGUACGUUAGUUGUGCAAAUAUUGGGAGACAUGAUCAACACGGAGAUUUCAAAAAGUGUAACCGGUCGCUGUGAAGGCUGUCUCAAUGGUCGUGGAGGGCAGCUUGAACAUACAUGCCUGGGGAUCGACUAUUGGUUCGAUGAAAUCAACUUUGUGGACUUGUACUUCGAAUCCUGUUUUCUAGAGUUGAAUAAAGAUCGUUUUUUACAGAUAGCACGAUUCGUCCCAGAGAUUCGCGAUCAGAGCGAAGAGUUGUUUCCAAUACAACGUUGCGUGUAGAAACAACUCUUCGCUCUGAUCGCGAAUCUCUGGGACGAAUCGUGCUAUCUGUAAAAAACGAUCUUUAUUCAACUCUAGAAAACAGGAUUCGAAGUACAAGUCCACAAAGUUGAUUUCAUCGAACCAAUAGUCGAUCCCCAGGCAUGUAUGUUCAAGCUGCCCUCCACGACCAUUGAGACAGCCUUCACAGCGACCGGUUACACUUUUUGAAAUCUCCGUGUUGAUCAUGUCUCCCAAUAUUUGCACAACUAACGUACGUAUAUUUUCGGCAGGACAGUAAUGAUCGUCAUUGACAUGCAUAGGUUUUGAGCACAUGGUGCACGGUACGAGGUGUGUAACGUGUUCCUCCGCAUCUACAAGAUCCUCGUGGAAAAUGAGUUGAUUUUCGGCGUAGACCCCUUC
Patella vulgata (common limpet) is the source of this 2418-nucleotide messenger RNA. RefSeq lists its product as uncharacterized. Lineage: Eukaryota; Metazoa; Mollusca; Gastropoda; Patellidae. The record is from RefSeq and is a predicted model, not a curated record. The coding region runs from base 1075 to 2016 and encodes 313 amino acids. The transcript is spliced from 2 exons.